AAAAUCAAAAGUUAACCCAACGUGAACCAACAAAAAAAAUAACAGAAGAAAUUAAAUCCCUUUUUAAAACAAUGUUCUAUACUGGUACCGCAAAUCAACAACAAAAAAUGUCCGCUCAACAAAUGCAUGAAGAGCUUAUUCUACGUGCAACACAUG
Racocetra fulgida is the source of this 156-nucleotide messenger RNA. The record is from the annotation of a GenBank genome assembly. Lineage: Eukaryota; Fungi; Glomeromycota; Glomeromycetes; Diversisporales; Gigasporaceae.